AAACACUGAUAUAAAUAUUCGUAAUAAAUAAAUUUCUAGUCUAAACACAAAAAACUAACCAACGCAUUCUAAAUUCAAAUUAAAGCUGUUGUUGCUAUGACAACGUUUUUGAUUACAGUAAACAAUUUACCUUCGUGAAUAAAGUAUUUCUAUAACAACAAUAUUUUACUUUUUUAUUUAAAAACAAUGGUUUGAUUUUGAAGCGAACAAUUUAAACACUGUGAGCUGAAACAAACACCAUGGGUGAAGUUAAAGAAGAUAUUGAUACUCGACUUGAGUUUAUAAGUGAAUACUUGCUGAAGACUCUCAAACAGAAAAUAGAGAAAUGGGCUAAGUUCAUAACUGGCGAUGAGAGGCACAUAUUGGUUAGAUUCUUCGACACGCCGAAGUAUGAAGUGUUGGUGUUUCGUAUGAACACGGCUGGAUUGAUAACAUGUUCCCUUACAUUUCCGCCUAUCAGCAGGGGCAAAGUCGUGUACUUCCUAAGGAAUGUUAAUGAGAAAAUAACGCAGGCUAACUUUCGCCAGGCCAUAACUAUGGGCGAAAUCUCCGGAAACAUAUUGAUGGACCUUGGGGUAAUGGCAGACGAGGUGAUAGGUCCCCUGUUGUGUAAUCCUGAAAAUCAAAAAGGCUGGCCUAAAAUAGUGCAAAACGAUAUGAAGAGACACGUAAUCGAACUGAGGAACUUGAUGCAUCAGUUAAAAGGCGAAAUGGCUAGUCAAGUCAUGUUGCCAAUGCCGGCCGGAGUAGAGACUAUAUUUCAUGCUGAAAAUAGGCUCAAAGAAAGUGAUGGGGAAGACGUGGAUUUGUAUCUAAAGACGAACAUCGAAGGAGCUGUGAUCAAGUGGGCUCAGCAAGUUCACGAUCUAUUGGCAGAGGAUUCUUAUAUUGCAUUCAAAAGAACACAGUUCCCAUUGCCGAGCGCUGAUAUUAACUUCUACGCACAACGGCUGAAGAAUCUCGAAGGCAUAUAUUCCCAGCUUCGAGACCCGCGCGUCAAGAGAAUGGCGCACUACUUGGAGGACACCCACAGCGUCUACCUGAGCUGCUUUAAAACUAUGCUGACUAAUGUUGUGGCUGCGAUUGUGGAAUGCCGAGAUAUUUACGUAUACCAGAAACCUUUGAUACCCCAUUUUGAAUCGUUUGAAGGUACAGAAUUUGUUGAUGCUAAAAACUUGAUCAGACCAAUGUUUCACUGCAUCGGUUUGCUCUGGGGGAACUCAAGGUACUUCUGUAGCGUCGAAAAACUUAUUCCUUUGUUACGAGAAAUGUGCAAUCUAGUAAUUGUGCAGAGCUCAAACUGCAUUGACCCUCCUUCUAUAUUCCAAGGAGAGCCCGAUGAACAGUUGUUCAAAAUAAGGAAGUCCUUGCAUAUUUUAAACCAUUUCAUUGAUACAUACGCGAUGAAUCGUGAUAAGGUGCAUACAUUCUUCCCCCCGGGCGUGAUGCCAGUGCACUGGUCCUUCGACUUCGACCGCGUGUUCAUGCGCUUCAACAUUUACAUGAAUCGCCUUAAAAUGCUGGAAUCUAUAUUGGAAUCCACCGUCGAAAUUAUGAAACUGGAAAAGGUUGAAUUUUGCGGUUUAAGAGGCAAGUUAUUGAGCACUGAAUGCAUGAAGGUUCUGGAUGAUUAUACAAUGCAAUACAACAACCUCGGUAACAUUCAGUACGACCCAGCCGACCCGGAAGACGACUCGUUUGUAGAAGAUUAUAAAAAGCAUAUGGAUGUGCUUGAAGACACAGAUCGACGUCUCGCUUCGCUUUUCUCGCAAGGACUCGAUGAGUGCCAUAAUUUGGAACACUUCUUUAAGUUUUUCCAAAUUAUAGGUGAUCUAUUUCACCGACCAAUAAUAAAAGCUGAAUUGAAACCUAAAUUGCCUAGGUUACUCGAUUUCAUGCAUGCCAAUUUGGACGCCGUUAAGGAAAUUUUCGACGAAGAGAUGGCGAAAAUAACCAAAGGACCCGAAAGACCAAUGGUAGAUCCUUAUCUCCCACCUGUAGCUGGUCUAAUUUGGUGGGUCCAUAAAUUGCGCAGGAGAAUCCAGGCACCUAUGGAAGAUUUUAUCAUGUUUGAAGACCCCAUUAUAGAAUCGGAGUACGCUAUGUAUAUGAAACAGAAAGCCAACGAGAUGUUGGGUUAUCUGAAUGUGGUGGAGGAUAAGCAGUUCAAAGCAUGGUGCGGCACUGUUCCUACUAUCUGCAAGACGCAUUUGGCUAAAAACUUAAUAUACAGAGAUCCACCUUUUGUUAGAAAUAACUUUAGCCCUGAGCUAACGAUGUUGCUACGCGAAAUACGCUACAUGAAAUACUUGGACAAGCAGGGUAUACCGCAAGAUGGACUAGAUUUGUACGCCAGAAAUGAAAAGUUACAGUAUGAUAUGAACCGGCUGAACCGAGCAAUCGCUUGGUACAACGCAAUUCGCGAGGGCAGUCAUGAAACUGAGGUCGCUCUUAUCGAGAAAGAGAUUUCUGCAAUCGACAAGUUACUCGGUCGAGGAGUUGAAGAACUCACGUGGAAUGAUGACUUUACGGAUUGGAUGGCCGAAGUAUAUACUGCUAUAAACACUCUGCAACAGCGCGUGCUGACGGCACAGAAUAAUGUGAAGCGUGGACUCACGAACAUCGCGGCUUGGGGCGACAUCCCGCUGCACAACCGCAAAGAGAAUCCCGACAAAAAGGAGCUGCUAGCUGUUAAUGAACGACAUCCCAGAUUCGUAGCACGGAGAAACAGGAUCCUCAAAAGCCAUGAAGAAUUUCAAGAAAUUUUACAAGACAAUUAUAAACUUUUCUUCAAUAUACAUGAUGACGAAGAGGAUCAAUCAGAGGAAGAAGUUUUGGAGGAAGUAGAUGAAGCUACUUUAGAUGAAGAAGAAAAGGCAGCGCGGGCACAAAAGCUUUUAGAAAUUGAACAACGUCGAGAAGCGAGACGUUUGUCUCGAAUUGAGAGAGAAAGGGUAAAGGCGGAGCAGAAUGAAAUUAAGUUCCAAAGAAGGGAGGCAAGGAGACUGAAGAGAGAAACUAAAGAGCAGGAAAGGGCAGAGAGGCAAGCGCGGAGAGAUGCAGGGGAAGAUGUGGAUUCUCCCGUGGAAGACGUUGAAGAGAUAACGGACCCAGAGGAGCUCGCCGACAUAGAGGAGGAGAGAGCAGAACUAGAGAUAGAGGCUUUUAGAGCCGAGCGAUGGCCUGCAUACGUGAAAUAUGUUGACUCACUGGUUUCGCGUCAGGUGAUGAAAGCUGUGCAAUCUAGUUUAGAUUUGUUCGAGAGACAGACUGACCUGGAAAAAGGUCCAAGGAUGGCAUUCAUGGAAGUUAUUGCAGAACUUAGAGAUCCGGAUAUUUUCUUUACGCCGUCACUAGAUGUGGAAGAACCAGAUGGAUUGUUUGAUACUCUAAAAGAAAUGAUGAAAGACAUGUUCCUACAAACAACACUUUUUCCUAGAAUAGAUCCUAUUGUUCCUAUCGCUUCUUAUGAAGACGAUUUGGUGGGCCAAGAUGCUAUGAUUGAUAUGUAUCAUGACAUUUUGAAGCGUAUAGAAAACAGUAUCAACGACAUAGUACAGUAUUCGUCGAAAUAUGAAAAAUAUACCCCCUUGUGGCAUGAAGACCGCCAGGAAGUAUUAGCAGCAUUUUUAAAGUACGGCCGUUUUAUUCCUCCUGAGGAAUUUGACAAGUAUAGAUAUGAGAAUGGAUGUGAUCCUCCUGAAGUGAAACCUAAGCUUGAACAGUAUCAAGCUGAGAUUGACAAGUAUAACGCAUUAUACGAUGAAGUGGCGUCGCUGCCUUCCGAAUACCUUUGCAAUGGAUGGUUAAGACUAGAUCUUAAGCGCCUAAACCAAGCGAUUAUGAAUAUUAUUUGCAAAUGGAGCAAUCUCUACAAAGAAAACUUGAAAGACCACGUACAGAAGAGCUUGAAUGAUCUCGAGAAGUUCAUCGCUUACGCAACAAAAGAGUUGUCAGUGGAACUGGGAGACGAUGACUACGACGGCCUGUUGAAGGUAAUGGGUGUGCUGAACGAGGUGCGAGCCAAGAUGGACGCCGGCACCGACCAGAUGUUCGAGCCGCUCCGGGACAUCAUCGACGUACUCAAGGAGUAUGGCGUUGAUUUCCCCGAAGAGACUUACGACCAGUUGGACGUGUUACCCGAGAAGUGGCGUAACUUGGUGAAACAAGCUACAGUGAUGAAGAACACAGUGGCUCCGUUACAGGCUGCUCAAGCAGCGCUCAUCGCCAAGCGGGUCGCGCUCAUCAAUCUGAGACUUAGCAUGUACAGAGAACAGUUCAAGAAUAAAGAGAUGUUCUUGAUGGCGUGCAAAGAGCCGUACAGAAGUAUCGACAAGGUUCAUCUAGAGCUGGUAGGUUUUGAAGAACUAUUGGAAGGCUUGAAGAAGUCGUGUGGUCUAUUUGAUAUACAACCUCCUGAUGAAAAGAAUCUUAAAAUGUGUCGCCGUGAAUUGAAACUAGUCAAGCAACUGUGGGAUUACUACUACUUGGUGAUGGGAACUAUCGAGUUCUGGAAGAAGUCACCGUGGAAGAAGAUCGAUGCGGAUGGCAUGGACCAAGAAUGCAAGCGGUUCACCAAGGAUUUGCGACAGCUCGACAAAGACAUGAGAGCAUGGGAACCAUACGCUGUUAUUGAAUCGACAAUUAAGAAUUUGAUGACAUCGCUACGAGCAGUUACUGAUCUGCAGAAUCCAGCCAUCAAGGAUAGACAUUGGUUAGAGCUUAUGAUGGCGACCAAGGUUAAGUUCCAUAUCGAUGAUGACACAACACUAGCAGACUUACUUGCUCUUAAUCUGCACAAGUAUGAAGAAGAAGUGAAGACAAUCGUUGACAAGUCUGUUAAAGAAGCUGCUAUGGAGAAAACCCUUAAGGAACUGGAGGCUACCUGGUCUGUCAUGGAGUUCAAUUACAUGGCACAUGCUAGAACUGGAAUUAAACUGCCGAGGGCAAGUGAAGAGCUUGUAGAAACUCUUGAAGAUAACCAGAAUCAAGUACAAAAUAUGAUGUCGUCUAAAUUCGUUGGAUUCUUCGAGAUGGAGGUAACAGAUUGGCAGAGGAAGCUUGGCACCGCAGACGCUGUUAUAUCGCUCUGGUUUGAAGUCCAACGUAAAUGGCAGUACUUGGAAAGUAUUUUCGUGGGAUCGGACGAUAUUCGUUCACAAUUGCCCGAGGAUUCGCAAAGAUUUGACACAGUUGAUAAAGCGUUUAAAGUAUUACUCAAAGAUAUGGAGCAAACUCCAAACGUAAUUCAGGCGACCAACAAACCGGGGUUAUUGGAGAGUCUUGAAGAGCUGAUGGAAUCACUGAAUCUCUGCGAAAAGGCGCUCAACGAUUAUCUCGAGACGAAGAGAUUGGCGUAUCCACGAUUUUAUUUCGUAUCCUCGGCUGAUUUGCUCGAUAUUUUGUCAAACGGAAACAAUCCUCCCGCUGUGUGCCGCCAUCUGACCAAACUAUACGACAAUCUUGCAAAGCUGGUCUUUCCCAAUGAAACCAGCAAGCAAGCGUUCGAGAUGAUAUCCAAGGAGAACGAAGAACACGUUCCUUUCAAAGCACCUUGUUGCGAUUGUUCUGGAAAGGUUGAAACCUGGUUGAACAGAGUAACAGACUGUAUGAGGUACACACUACGCGACAUUUUUGAGCACUCUGUUAAGUCUUAUGAGGAUAAACCUCGUGAUGAAUGGGUAUUCGACUGGCCUGCCCAACCUGCUCUAGUAGGCACUCAGAUCUGGUGGACUUCGGAAACUAAUCAGGCCUUUGAGAAGCUUGAAGAAGGAUAUGAAAAUGCACUAAAAGAUUAUCAAAAGAAGCAAAUCGCUCAGCUGAGUGCUCUGAUUAUGUUGCUAUUGGGAGAUCUGACUGUAGGAGACCGACAAAAGAUCAUGACUAUCUGUACCAUCGAUGUGCACUCACGAGACGUUGUCGCCAAACUCAUCGUGGCGAAGGUUGAGACCUCAAACGCUUUUCAGUGGCAGAGUCAGUUAAGACAUCGCUGGGAUACCACUUUGGGGAACUGUUUUGCUAACAUUUGUGAUGCUCAAUUUCUUUACGAUUAUGAGUACUUAGGAAAUACGCCUCGACUUGUGAUCACUCCUUUGACCGAUCGUUGUUAUAUUACAUUAACACAGAGUUUGCAUUUAAUCAUGGGAGGUGCUCCCGCCGGGCCAGCUGGUACCGGUAAGACGGAGACUACCAAAGAUUUGGGCAGAGCAUUGGGCAUAAUGGUAUACGUGUUCAAUUGCUCUGAACAGAUGGAUUACAAGUCUUGCGGAAACAUUUACAAAGGCCUUUGUCAAACUGGAGCCUGGGGUUGCUUUGACGAGUUCAACAGAAUUUCAGUUGAGGUGUUGUCCGUCGUAUCAGUGCAGGUCAAAAGUGUGUUAGACGCUAUAAAAGCCAAGAAAAAGAAGUUCGACUUUAUGGGAGAGUACAUUUUGCUUAUCCCAACCAUUGGUAUGUUCAUCACCAUGAAUCCCGGAUACGCGGGGAGAACGGAACUGCCCGAGAACUUGAAAGCACUAUUUAGGCCUUGUGCUAUGGUGGUACCGGAUUUCGAGUUGAUUUGCGAGAUCAUGUUAGUGGCGGAAGGUUUCCAAGACGCGCGUCUGCUAGCGCGCAAAUUUAUCACACUGUAUAUGUUGUGUCGCGAGUUGCUGUCCAAGCAAGAUCACUACGAUUGGGGUCUUAGGGCCAUCAAAUCUGUCUUGGUCGUCGCUGGAUCCCUUAAGCGAGGUGAUCGCCAAAGACCAGAGGAUCAAGUCUUGAUGAGAGCUUUGAGAGAUUUUAAUAUUCCAAAAAUCGUGACAGAUGACACUCCUGUGUUCAUGGGUCUGAUCGGUGAUUUGUUUCCCGCACUUGACGUACCCAGAAAACGGGACAUGGACUUUGAGAAACAUCUGAUUGAUGGUGCAAUUUCAAUGAAACUUCAGCCUGAACCUGGUUUCAUAUUAAAGAUGGUGCAACUAGUAGAAUUGUUUGCGGUAAGACAUUCAGUCUUUAUCGUUGGAUUUGCGGGAACUGGGAAAUCUAUGGUUUGGCAGUGUCUCAACAGAACUUACUAUAUGCUGAAACAGAAGCCAUUUUACAAUGACCUAGAUCCUAAAGCUGUGACGAAUGAUGAGUUGUUCGGUAUCAUUAAUCCUGCUACACGAGAGUGGAAGGAUGGCUUGUUCUCAACUAUCAUGCGUGACAUGGCUAAUAUGCCGGGGGAUGGCCCAAAGUGGAUUGUACUCGACGGGGACAUUGAUCCUAUGUGGAUCGAAAGUUUAAACACUUUGAUGGACGAUAAUAAAGUAUUGACGUUGGCGAGUAAUGAACGUAUCGCUUUGACCAAGUCAAUGCGACUGCUCAUGGAGAUUUCAAACUUGAGGACAGCCACACCAGCCACGGUGUCUCGGGCUGGUAUCUUAUACAUUAACCCUCAGGACUUAGGAUGGAAUCCAUUUGUGGCAUCGUGGAUAGACACCACUCGGGACGACGAAUCAGAAAAGGCCAUGUUGACCGUCAUGUUCGAUAAGUACAUACCGUCAUUGUUGGAGUCUUGUAAGAAGUACAAGCGGAUUACUCCGCUAACGGAACUGCAGCAAAUACAAUUGAGUUGCUAUCUACUGGAGUGUUUCUUAAAUAAGACUUUAUUGCCUAGUGAUUGUCCGAAGGAUUGGUACGAAACUUAUUUCGUGUUUGCGGUCGUGUGGGGCUUUGGCUCUGCUCUAUUUCAAGAUCAGCUGGUUGACUGGCGCAACGAGUUUAGCAAAUGGUUCUGUAAUGAAUUUAAGACGAUCAAAUUCCCAUCCACGGGCAACGUGUUCAGUUUCUUCAUAGAUCCAGAAACUAAAAAGUUCUUACCAUGGUCCGAGAAAAUAGAGAAUUUUGAACUGGAUCCGGACUUGCCUCUGCAGUCCUGCUUAGUGUCGACAUCGGAAACAACCCGUACCAGGUUCUUUAUGGAUAUGUUGAUAACGAAGACUAAACCAGUGAUGUUGGUGGGGAGUGCUGGAAGUGGCAAGACGGUGAGCGUGUCAGCGAAACUUAACUCCUUGCCGGAUUCUUAUGCUGUUACCAAUGUGCCACUUAACUUCUAUACUACAUCAGAAAUGUUACAAAAAGUGUUGGAGAAACCGCUGGAGAAGAAAUCGGGCAGAAACUUCGGUCCACCGGGCAGCAAGUUUAUGAUAUACUUUGUGGACGACAUGAAUAUGCCCGAAGUAGACACGUAUGGCACUGUGCAGCCACACACACUGAUCAGACAGUUUAUGGACUAUAAGCAUUGGUACGACAGACAAAAGUUGACGCUUAAGGAUAUUUCAAAUUGCAUGUUUGUGGCUUGCAUGAACCCCACUGCUGGCUCAUUUACGAUCGACUCUCGUUUACAGCGGCAUUUCUGCACAUUUGCUGUCAGUUUUCCAGGUCACGACGCUUGUCAUCACAUUUACAAGCAGAUUCUAUCACAACACAUGGGUACAUCAGCAAAUAAGUUUGCUAUGCACGUCCAACGGUACGCCGAGAAUCUUGUGAACUUAGCCUUGGCGCUGCACAGCAAACUGUCGAGCACGUUCUUACCCACGGCUAUCAAAUUCCACUACAUAUUCAACUUGCGGGAUCUCUCUAAUAUAUUCCAGGGAAUGUUAUUCACAACUGGUGAUGCGAUCAAGACAUCGUCGGAUCUCAUUCGAUUGUGGAUGCACGAGGCGACGCGAGUGUACUCCGACAAAUUGGUUGACGACAACGAUAACGACGUAUUCGCAAAACUUAUCGUAGAAAUGAUUAAGAAGCAUUGUGAGGACUAUGACGAAAACGUGGUGUUUGAAAAGCCGCUCAUCUAUUGCCACUUUGCUGAGGGCGUAGGGGACCCCAAAUAUUUCCCCAUCAGAGACUGGAACCAUAUCAAGAAGCUUUUAGACGAAUCGCUGUCAGCUUACAAUGACCUCGUGGCUUCUAUGAACCUGGUGCUGUUUGAGGAUGCCAUGUAUCAUAUAUGCAGGAUUAAUCGGAUCCUGGAGGCACCUCGAGGAAAUGCGUUACUAGUUGGCGUGGGAGGCUCGGGAAAGCAGUCCUUAUCCCGUCUGUCUGCCUUUAUCUCUUCACUGGAAGUCUUUCAAAUACAGCUUAGAAAAGGAUACAGCAUUAAUGAUCUCAAAGUCGAUUUGGCUGGCUUGAACAUGAAGGCAGGAUUGAAGAACAUAGGCUGCGUGUUCCUGAUGACGGACGCUCAGGUCGCUGAAGAGAGAUUCCUGGUGCUCAUCAAUGAUUUACUUGCGUCCGGUGAAAUUCCCGAACUGUUCGCAGACGAUGAACUUGAAAAUAUCAUAAAUGGUGUCAGAGGAGAGACUAAAGCAACUGGAAUACCUGAUACGCGAGAGAAUUGCUGGAGGUUCUUCAUCAAUCGUGUUCGGACAAUGCUAAAGGUGGUGUUGUGUUUCUCGCCAGUGGGUGCGACGCUACGUGUGCGAGCUCGUAAAUUCCCGUCGAUUGUAAACUGCACGGCGAUCGACUGGUUCCACGCCUGGCCGCAGGAAGCGUUGCGCUCCGUCUCCAAGCGAUUCAUCGCGGAAGUCGAGUCCUUACCGGAGUUCCUUGUAGAGCCGGUGUCCGUAUUCAUGUCUCAUGUGCAUCAAAGUGUAAAUCACAUGUCGGAAGUUUACUUCCAAAACGAGAGGCGAUACAACUACACGACUCCAAAGACUUUCCUUGAACAAAUCGCACUUUACAGCAAAUUGUUGAAUGAAAAGACAAAGAAUCUCAAAAUGAUGAUUAUAAGGCUGGAGAAUGGCUUAGAGAAGUUGGCGUCAUGUGCUGGUGAUGUCGCUGUGUUAAAGGUUACUCUUGCUGAACAAGAAAUUAUAUUAAAAGAGAAAAACAAAGCUGCAGAAGCACUUAUUGAAGUUGUGGGAGCAGAGAGUGAAAAAGUAUCUAAAGAGAAGGCGUUUGCUGCCGAAGAGGAAAAGAAAGUAAAGGUCAUUGAAGAGGACGUCACGAUAAAAGCUAAGAUUUGCGCGGACGACUUAGCCAAGGCCGAGCCGGCUCUCAUAGCGGCUCAGGAGGCGCUCAACACUCUGAACAAGAACAACUUGACUGAGCUCAAGUCCUUCGGGUCGCCUCCCGAUGCCGUCGUCAACGUAUGUGCGGCCGUGCUCGUACUGAUGUCCAAGAAAGGCAAGCUGCCGAAGGAUAGGUCCUGGAAAGGAUGCAAACUUAUGAUGGCCAAAGUGGAUCAAUUUUUGAACGAUUUAGUUUACUACGAUAAAGAAAAUAUUCACCCGGACGUAGUUAAGGCGGUACAACCUUACAUUAAGAACCCGGAGUUCAAUCCAGAGUUCAUAAUGUCGAAGUCGGCGGCGGCGGCCGGUUUGUGCGCGUGGGUCAUCAACAUCGUCAAGUUCUACGAUGUGUACGUGGUGGUCGAGCCCAAGCGGCGCGCGCUCAAUGCUGCUAAUGCUGAGCUACAGGCCGCCAGGGACAAGCUUGCCUUCUUGACGGACCAGAUCACUGAACUAGAAGAAAAAUUGGAAGGUUUGCUCAAAGCAUUCCAGGAAGCAGUAAACGAAAAAAUGAAAUGUCAAGCAGAGGCUGAUGCCACUAACGCUACUAUUGAUCUGGCUAACAGACUGGUGAACGGUUUAGCGUCAGAGAAGAUCAGAUGGUCAGCGACGGUAGUCAACCUGAAGGAGUCUGGUGUAAUGUUGCCGGGAGACGUGCUGCUCAUCACCGCCUUCAUUUCCUACGUCGGCUGUUUCAUGCGCCAAUAUCGACAAGAGCUGAUCAACGAAGACUGGGUGCCGACGCUCGCCAAGUCUAAUCCUAAAAUUGAGACUACUGAGGGCCUGGACCCACUGUCCAUGCUGACAGACGACGCGCAGGUUGCCUCGUGGAACAACGAGGGUCUGCCCACCGACACCAUGAGCACGGAGAACGCCACCAUCCUCACCAACUCCGCGCGCUGGCCGCUCAUGAUCGACCCGCAGCUGCAAGGAAUAAAGUGGAUUAAAUCAAAGUACGGUGAUGCACUCGUGGUGGUACGUUUGACGCAACGCAACUACUUGGACCGCAUCGAACGAGGAGUCAGUAAUGGGGAAGUGGUGAUUCUCGAGAAUAUCGGGGAGACUGUAGACGCAGUACUGGAGCCUUUGCUUGGCAGAGUGCUCAUACGCAAGGGGAAAGUGCUCAAGAUUGGUGACAGAGAAAUUGAUUACCACCCGAACUUCAGAUUUAUACUACAAACUAAAUUAGCCAACCCCCACUACCAACCCGAGAUGCAAGCGCAGUGUACGCUUAUUAACUUCACCGUUACAAGGGAUGGUCUAGAAGAACAGCUGCUAGGUGAAGUAGUAAAAGAAGAACGUCCAGAUCUAGAAGCACUGCGUUCAGGUCUUACGAAACAGCAGAAUGACUUUAAGAUCACAUUAAAGACUCUAGAAGAUGAUUUACUGAAGCGUUUGUCUUCUGCCGGACCUGACAUUCUUAGUGAUUCGGCGCUUGUCAUAAACUUGGAAACCACGAAGAAAACGGCAGCUGAUAUUGAAAUAAAAGUCGAGGAGGGUAAAGUUACUGCUGUUAAGAUUGAUGAAGCCAGGGAGAGAUAUAGACGAGCUGCGACCCGAGCCUCCCUUCUAUACUUCAUCCUUAACGACCUGUAUAAAAUUAACCCGAUGUACCAGUUCUCUCUGAAGGCUUACAGCGUCGUAUUCAAGGAUGCGUUGAAUAAGGCUGACCCUGCCGAUGACUUGGAAAGCCGAGUCCGCAAUCUAUUAGACAGCAUCACCUUUGCAGUAUUCGUGUACACCAGCCGAGGACUGUUUGAGAGAGAUAAGCUUGUGUUCCUCUUCCUCAUAACGUUACAGGUUUUGCAAGUGGAAGGUAAAGUGGAUGCCAAGGAAUUAGACUUUCUGCUGAAGUACGCAGUGGCGCCUGAGCAGUCACCGUACUCUUGGCUAUCCAACAUCUGCUGGGGCGGUAUCAUCUCCCUCUCCAAGAUGGAUGCCUUCGAAAACCUUGACAAGGAUAUUGAAGGCGCAGCCAAGAGGUGGCAAAAAUACACCGAAGGCGAGGCCCCGGAGAGAGACAAGUUACCAGGUGAAUGGAAAAACAAGACUUCACUGCAGAGACUGUGCAUCAUGAGAGCACUCCGUCCAGACAGAAUGUCCUAUGCGUCUGGAGCAUUUUGUGAAGAAAAUCUUGGUACAAAAUAUGUGGAAGCGCGUACUCCUCCGUUGGAUAAGUCUUUCCAGGAGAGCAAUUCUAGCACAGCCAUGUUCUUUAUUCUGUCGCCUGGUGUCGAUCCCUUGAAGGAUUUAGAAAAGUUAGGACGGAAAAUAGGUUUUUCUACGGACAAGAAGAAUUUCCAUAUCGUGUCGCUAGGACAAGGUCAGGAAGUGGUAGCUGAAGAAGCUAUGAAUGUGGCUUCAGCUCACGGGCACUGGGUCAUCUUACAAAACAUUCACUUGGUAGCGAAGUGGCUCGCUGCGCUGGAGAAGAAAAUGGAGGAGUGCUUCGAGAACCCACUCGCGGAUUACAGGCUGUUAUUGAGCGCAGAGCCAGCCGGAGACCCGCGUUACCAUAUAAUUCCUCAAGGAAUUUUGGAGUCUUCCAUCAAAAUAACGAACGAACCGCCCAUUGGAAUGUGGGCCAACUUGCAUAAGUCUCUAGAUAACUUCAGUCAGGAAACCCUGGAGAUGUGCAGCAAGGAGGCGGAAUUCAAGGCAGUUUUGUUUGCGUUGUGCUACUUCCACGCGGUCGUGGCGGAGAGACGUAAGUUUGGACCACAAGGAUGGAACAGAGUAUAUCCCUUCAAUUUCGGCGACUUAACAAUUUGCGUGUACGUACUGUACAACUAUUUGGAGGCGAACCCUCGCGUACCGUGGGAGGAUCUGCGCUACCUGUUCGGAGAGAUCAUGUACGGAGGGCACAUCACGGACGACUGGGACCGGCGGCUCUGCCGGACUUUCUUACUCGAAUACAUGCAAGCUGAGUUGGUUGACGGUGAACUGCAGCUGGCACCAGGUUUCAUAUCACCGCCUAACUCAGAUUACGUUGGUUACCACGCUUAUAUCGACGACUUCUUACCCGAUGAGACACCUUAUUUGUAUGGUUUGCAUCCUAACGCUGAGAUCGGGUAUCUGACCACUGUUUCUGAAAGAUUGUUCAGGGUGGUGUUCGAAAUGCAACCGCGAGACACGGGAGCAACAGCAGGAGGUGGUACUAGCAAAGAUGAGCAGGUGCGAGCAAUGCUGGACGAUAUCUUGGAUCGAGUGCCUGAAGCGUUUAACUUGGCAGAACUUAUGGGCAAGCUGGAAGAGCUGACUCCGUUCACUAUUGUAGCUUUACAAGAGUGUGAGCGGAUGAAUCGACUCAUGGGAGAAAUUCGAAGGUCAUUGAAAGAACUGGAGUUGGGUCUCAAGGGUGAGCUGACUAUCAGCAGUGACAUGGAAAAUUUGAUGGAGUCCCUGUUCAUGGACAAAGUGCCGGACUCGUGGAGUAACCUAGCGUACCCCAGUCUCCUGGGUUUGGCUGCUUGGUUCUCAGACCUGUGUAUGCGAUUAACUGAACUCGAAAACUGGACUGGUGACUUUAAUUUGCCGCCGGCUGUAUGGCUAGCAGGGUUCUUCAACCCUCAGUCGUUCCUAACGGCUAUCAUGCAGCAGACGGCUCGUAAGAACGAGUGGCCACUCGACAAGAUGUGUUUGAACUGCGACGUCACCAAGAAGUCCAGACAAGACUUCAAUGCCCCGCCUCGCGAAGGCGCCAACAUCCACGGGCUGUACAUGGAGGGCGCGCGCUGGGACACCAUGACGGGCGGCAUCGUGGAGUCACGCAUGAUGGACCUCUUCCCCAUGAUGCCCGUCAUCUAUAUCAAGGCCGUCACGCAGGACAAGCAGGAUACGCGAAACGUUUAUGAGUGUCCCGUCUACAAAAUCCGUAUGCGUGGCCCCACUUUUGUAUGGACCUUCAACUUGAAGACCAGGGACAAGCCAACCCGCUGGACUCUCGCCGGCGUAGCCCUGCUGCUCGGCGUCUAGUCUCACCGGCAUUUUAGAAGCAACAGCUCACACUUUCUAGUCUUGUGCAUUUUUUUUCUUAAUUUAAUUAUUCUGUAAAUGUU
Messenger RNA from Trichoplusia ni (cabbage looper), 14092 nucleotides. RefSeq names its product dynein beta chain, ciliary-like. Gene Ontology annotation, molecular function: dynein light intermediate chain binding; dynein intermediate chain binding; minus-end-directed microtubule motor activity. The transcript is spliced from 82 exons. NCBI's taxonomy places the organism in Eukaryota, Metazoa, Arthropoda, Insecta, Lepidoptera, Noctuidae. The coding region runs from base 240 to 14009 and encodes 4589 amino acids. Gene Ontology annotation, cellular component: dynein complex. The record is from RefSeq and is a predicted model, not a curated record. Gene Ontology annotation, biological process: microtubule-based movement.